Messenger RNA from Cloeon dipterum, 4352 nucleotides. It is a transcript of the gene tok, whose product is annotated as tolkin. Gene Ontology annotation, molecular function: metalloendopeptidase activity; calcium ion binding; zinc ion binding. The record is from RefSeq and is a predicted model, not a curated record. Gene Ontology annotation, biological process: proteolysis. Lineage: Eukaryota; Metazoa; Arthropoda; Insecta; Ephemeroptera; Baetidae. The coding region runs from base 233 to 3229 and encodes 998 amino acids. The transcript has 17 exons.
CGGUGCUGCCGCCGCGGGGGCGGCCGGAGGCGCGUGGCUGGGGCGGUCGGUUGGUUGGUGGGUCGGAGGGAGAGCCACCCCACCACCGCUGGCGGGCCGCGAGCGGCGGCAGUCGGCGGUGUCUGUCGUCGGCGUGCGCAACGCGGUCCGCGAGCCGUCCCGCAGACACACACACACACACACACAGAAGAGAAAGAUCAGGCAGCCGCAGGAGAAAAGGAAGCUGGAGAGCAUGCGGCUCGUGCUGGCCGCCCUGGCCGCGCUGGCCGUGCAGGCGGCCGCCGAGCUGAGCGUGCAGCAGGCGCUCGCGCUCGUCAACACCGGACACCGCAUCUCUGAGGACAUCGACAUCGACCCUUGCAAGAAGAAGCGGAGAGACGAAGACAUCGCACUGCCGAACGUCCAGCAAGAUAUGCAGCUGGCCCUGCAGCGAGAGUGGGACCGGCAGCACACCAUUCCCGUCCACCCCCUGUCGCAUAAUCAGCACCACCCCCACAAACAACACCAACACAACCCCUCGAAUCACACGGAGGGCAAUAAGCGCCGCAAACACAGAAAUAAAUCGAAACGAAGGCACAAGGGCCGCCACAGGUCUGAGAAGAAGAGUGUGCAGAAGAGGGCGGCGACGGCGCGCAAGGACCGUAUCUGGGAGGACGGCGUCAUCCCGUACGACAUUGACACCAACUUCAGCGGCAGCCACAAGGCCCUCUUCAAGAUGGCCAUGCGCCACUGGGAGAACAUGACGUGCAUCAAGUUCGUCGAGCGCAACCCCAGCGACCACCCCAACUACAUCCUCUUCACCGAGAGACCCUGCGGGUGCUGUUCGUUUGUCGGGCGUCGAGGGAACGGUGUGCAGGCCAUUUCCAUCGGCAAAAACUGUGACAAGUUCGGCAUUGUGGUGCACGAGCUGGGUCACGUGGUUGGAUUUUGGCACGAACACACCCGACCUGACAGGGACAACCACGUGGCCAUCGUCAGGGAAAACAUCCAUGCUGGCCAAGAGUACAAUUUCAACAAGUUGACGUCUGAGGAGGUGAACUCCUUGGGUUUGAGCUACGACUACGACUCCAUCAUGCACUAUUCCAGAAACACAUUUUCCAAGGGCUCCUAUUUGGACACAAUCCUGCCUUUUGAGCAGCUGGCGUCGAAAAAGCGACCUGAGAUCGGACAGCGCAUCAAACUGAGUGACGGAGACAUAGCUCAAACCAAUUUGCUCUACAAGUGUCCAAAGUGCGGGAGGACGCUUCAAGACAGCUCAGGGUCAAUCCAAUCGCCCCAAUUCGGCACCCUGGAGCCGUCAGACCUGCCAGAAAAGUGCGAGUGGCGCAUCACAGCCACGCAUGGCGAGCGAAUUGUGCUGAACAUCACGGAAAUUGACGUGCCUGAAUCGGACGACUGCACCAGGGACUUCAUUGAGAUCAGGGAUGGCUACUGGCACAAGUCACCGCUCAUUGGCAAGUAUUGUGGCAGCCAGCCUCACCCAACGACGAUCAAGUCGUCGGGAAGCAGGAUGCUCGUCACCUACAGAACGUCGGGCAGACUCGGCGGACAGGGCUUCCAGGCGUAUUACGAAGCUGUCUGUGGUGGUGACUUCGAGAUGGACAAAGGACACCUAGAGUCUCCAAACUACCCGGAUGACUACCCUGCCCGUAAGGAGUGCGUGUGGCGCAUCACGGUCGAGGAAAACUAUCAAGUGGCGCUCAAGUUCCAGUCGUUUGAGACGGAAAAGCACGACAACUGCGUGUACGACUACCUGGAAGUACGCGACGGCCACUUUGAGAACGCGACGCUGCUGGGCAAAAUCUGCGGUCACGAGACGCCCUCAGAGAUGCUGUCCACCGGAAACAAGAUGUGGAUCAAGUUCGUCUCGGACUCGUCAAUUCAAAAGGGUGGCUUUUCCGCCAGCUUCAUGAAAGAGUUCGACGAGUGCGCGUCGGCCAACGGCCACGAUUGCGAGCAGGAAUGCGUCAACACCCUCGGAAGCUACUACUGCGCCUGCAAAAUAGGCUACGAGCUGCACUCGGACGGCAAGCACUGCAUCGACGCGUGCGGAGGCCUGUACGCCGUGGCCAACGGGACAAUUACCAGCCCCAGUUUUCCGGCCUUUUAUCCCGGCAACAAGCACUGCUUGUGGGAAAUUCACGCACCAACGCAAUAUAAAAUUACCCUCAACUUCACCUUCUUUGACCUGGAAGGAAACAACCAUGACUGUGAAUACGACAACGUUGAAGUGCAGAGCAUUCACUUGUACAACGUGGCCAGGACCCACGGUGUUUACUGCGGCUCGUCUUUGCCUGAAAUGAUCACUUCCGAGACAAAUAAAAUGCGCAUUGAAUUCUCAACCGAUAACUCGGUGCAGAAGACGGGUUUCGCGGCAGUUUUCUUCACAGACAUCGAUGAGUGCACGGAGCAAAACGGCGGGUGUCAGCACGAGUGCAAAAACACAGUGGGCUCAUACGAGUGCAGCUGCUACAACGGCUUUACGUUGCAUGAGGACAUGCACAGCUGUAAGGAAGGCGGCUGCAAACACGAGAUUGACGCUCCCAGCGGCAACAUCCACAGUCCAAACUACCCUGAGUACUACCCUAAUAAGAAGGACUGCGUGUGGAAAUUCUCCACCACACCUGGGCACAGAAUCAAGCUGGUCUUCAAAGAAUUCGAGUUGGAGUCGCACCAAGAGUGUACCUACGACAACAUCGCCUUCUACGACGGCCCUGGCGAAGACUCCCUCUCCCUUGGUCGGUUCUGCGGCUCCAAACUACCGCACCCCAUCGUAGCCAGCACAAAUGAACUCUACAUGGUGUUCAAAUCGGACGCCUCUGUCCAGAGAAAGGGAUUCUUGGCUGAGCACUCCACUGUGUGUGGAGGAAUUUUAACGGCGUCGAGCCAAGUACAGCACCUGUACUCGCACACCAAGUACGGCGACCAGGACUACGACAACGCGGCCGACUGCGAGUGGACCGUCCUUGCGCCCUCGGGACACGUAGUCCUCCUCAAAUUCAUCACUUUCCAGCUGGAGGCCGAGAACGAGUGCACCUACGACUGGGUGCAGGUCCUUAUUGGAGAAGAUAUGAGCCCUCUCACCGAUAAACUAUGCGGGGACCAAAAACCUCCCGACACGUACUCGAUGGGCGAGGAGCUGAUUCUGCGCUUCAGGACUGACGACUCGAUGGUGUCCAAGGGUUUCUCCGCCUCGUACCAAGCCGUCCGCGAUAGCUUCAUCGACUGAGCACUUCUUACAUUCAUUUCCGACUCUCACGACGUGGACGUGCAAAAGUCUCGAAUGCAACAAGAACGCUAGCUAUUCCGUCGUCGCGGGGCAGAAAACGCGAAAAGACUUUUUCUGUAUUCGAUGCCAGUUGCGAAAUAGUUGUGUUAUCAAAACACUAUUAAUAAUUAUUGUAAACGAAGAGGGAGGGUGUCGGAGAGCGCCAAAACUACUUAAAAGUUUAUUCGAGCCCUUUUUCUGUGCGCUGUGUGCAAGAGUGAUUGCGACUGCUGCAAUUUUUGGCCCGCGGAAUAUGAGAAUUUUUGUGUGUAAAAAGUCAGUCUUUCUCUCAAUAUAUCUGGCGCACAAUCAUUUCCUUCCGCCUUUGAAGAAAAAUGCAUCGUCAGGCAAAAAGUGAGUUCACCACGGCGUCUGAUGGAUCUUUUGUUUCUUGCGUUCCAGCUGUGUCGCCUUUUCACAAGAUGUAUGACUAAUUUGAACGUUUGUAAUUAUUUGGACUUGCAGAGUGGAAUUGGCGAAGGUAGAAUCGGAACUAUUAAUUGCUAAGCUUGGGAAUUUCAGUAUUUUUUUUUAAUUUCUACCAAAAAGGCAAUUAAUUUUUCGUUGACACUAAAAUACUUUGGAACAAGCUUUAAAAUUGUUUACAAAUUUUUAAUAUUCCUUUUGGCUGCUGGUUUAAUCUCAUAAUUUAGGUCUCAAAUAAAUUUAUUAAUACUUUUCAUAAUUAGUUUGAGAUUCUCAAGUGUACCGAUUUCACAUGCGAAUGUUCGCUACUUGGCAAUUAUUUCUAUAUUGCAUUUUUUUUCUCAACGACGAUGAAUGUGUUCACGUAUUUAAACGGUUUAAAGUCGACAUUUUCAGUGCCAUUACGGGAGAGGUAGAACUCUCUUCAACUGUGUUUGUAUAUCCGUAUAGUGGUACCAAAAAUUCGAGUACGCCGUAUAAUAGGCUUGUGUGUAGGAUGGGAAUUAACAAUUCUUCCUUUUGUACUGAUACACAUUCGAUUGAUUGCUACACGGAAUAACAAUGUACGCCAGCUCAGGCAUUGAUACGUUAGAUUGAAUUGAAAUAAAUACAACUUCUCAUGUGUUGUAAAUAAAAUUCGUCUUUUUGUUUAACACUC